AACCAACACCAGAGGAGAAAGCUUCAUGUUAUGUCGGCUCAUUGACUUGUUGGACAUUUGGAAUAUAUAUAUCUUAUAGUAUUCUAUUAUUUGGCGCAAUUGUAUAUUUCCAUAGGUUUUAUAAUAGUCAAAAAUUUGACAGAGAAGGAUUUGAACGUGUCGCACUUACUGAUGAUGACGAAGACACCUUAUUAGAUCCGGAACGUUCAUCGCGACGCUACGCUCUUAAUGCACUUUUACAAGAUUAUUUUUACCAACAAGGGUAUAUAUGCGCUAAAUAUCCUUGGCAAACUAUAGGUGUUGCUGCGCUAAUAGUGAGUUUUGCGACAUUGGGAUGUUCAAAAUUUGAAGUGGAAACUGAUCCUGUAAGGCUUUGGGUUGCACCGAAUUCGGAUUCUGCAAUUCAAAAAGAAUUCUUUGAUCAAAAUUUUGGUCCAUUUUAUCGAACUCAGCAAAUUUUUAUUAGUAGUAAAAACACUAGUCAAAGUGUUGUUAAUUAUAAUAAUUUAAAGAGUUUGUUUAUUAUUGAACGCGAAAUUCGAGAAAUAAAAUCUCCACAUACUUUGCAAGAUUUAUGUUUUCAUCCGAAUGGAGAUGCAUGUAUCGUUCAAUCUGUAACAGGAUAUUGGCAAUCAGAUUUAGAUAAUUUUUCAGAAGAAACUUGGAGAGACGAAUUUAUAUCAUGUACAUCUGCGCCAACCUUCUGUUUACCGGAUUUCCAGCAACCGUUAAAACCAGACAUGAUUCUUGGUGGUUUUGAGAAUGAUGAAUACACAAACGCCAAAGCUUUUGUUCUUACUUAUGUUUUGAACAAUUCAUUAAAUAAAAGUGAGACCUAUGCAUCCCAAGAAUGGGAAAAAUCCCUGAGAGAAUAUUUAAAUAAAUUGAUUCACAACGAAAAUUCUAAAGUAAACACUUCACAACUUGAUAUAUCUUUCUCAACUGAGAGUUCUCUCGAAAUAGAAUUAAACAAAUCGACAAAUACCGAUAUCUACACUAUCGCAUUAUCGUAUUUGGUCAUGUUUGUUUACGCGUCAUUUGCUUUAGGAAGUUUUACAUCCCUUCCACGCAUAUUUAUUGAUUCAAAAUUUUUGCUCGGUAUUAGCGGAAUUAUUAUAGUUUUAGCAUCAGUUUCAACAUCCGUAGGAAUUUUUUCUAUCCUUGGAAUUAAAGUUACCUUGAUUAUAGCUGAAGUAAUCCCAUUCCUUGUACUUGCGGUUGGAGUAGACAAUAUUUUCAUAUUGAAUCACGAAUUUGAAAGGCUCACACUGAAAUCAUUUGGUGAAGAGUCAGUUGAAGAACGUAUUGCGAAAACUUUAGGGCGUAUGGGACCCAGCAUUUUGUUGAGUGCAUUAAGUGAAACAAUUGCAUUCGGUUUGGGAGGAAUUGUGACUAUGCCGGCAGUAAGAAAUUUUGCACUUUAUGCUGCACUGGCUGUUUGGGUUGAUUUUUCGUUGCAGGUGACCGUAUUCGUAGCAUUCUUGUCUUUGGAUGCUAAAAGGCAAGAAGAAAAUAGAAUUGAUUGUUUUCCUUGCGUUAACAUCAGAGCUCCUGGACGUAUUGAUAAAGAAGGGUUAUUGCAAAAAUGGAUGCGAAAAUAUUACGCACCUUUUAUAUUAAACAAAAAAGUCCGAAUAGCUGUUAUUGUUUUCUUUAUCAGCGCAUUUAUGUUCGCUUUAGGUUUGGUACCUCAAAUAGAAUUGGGAUUAGAUCAAAGAAUAGCCCUUCCGUCUGAUUCAUAUUUAAUAGAUUAUUUUAACGAUUUGGACAAAUAUUUCCGAAUUGGUCCUCCAGUUUAUUUUGUUGCUAAAGACCUUAAUGUAACUACUAAAGAAGGACAGCAAACGUUAUGUGGAAGGUUUAGCACUU
Molecule: messenger RNA, 1869 nt
Organism: Funneliformis geosporum
Lineage: Eukaryota; Fungi; Glomeromycota; Glomeromycetes; Glomerales; Glomeraceae
Source: the annotation of a GenBank genome assembly